AUGGAUGCAUCUACAAGACUCUACAAGCGCCUGGGCGAGAUACCAGAAGACCCAAACGACCCCGAUAGCCUAGACGACCUCAUAGUCUGCGCAUUUGGUGCUUUUGAGCGGUACUACGUUUGUUGGAAAACUAAGGGCGGAGAGUUCAAGCAAGAUGGCUAUGAUCUUCCUCUUGCACUCAGAGACUGGCUCUACCCCACAGACGGCACAACGCGAGAUUUUGCGUCACUCCAAGUCGUUUUUGGACGAGGGGAGGAAUAUUUCGCGUCUGAUAAAAACGGGAAGUUGGAGUACAAGGAACCAGAAGUGAAAAGACCGGCACCAGUAGAAGACGAAGAGAAGCUUGAUAGGCAAGCACUGAGAAGAUCGAGAACAGUGUCAUUCUUGAGGCCCUUGUCGGAGACGAGUAUACGAUCUGACGGCGGAACAAGCGACACGAAUAGGAGUAAGCGAUCGAGUUCGAUAAGCUCGCAACGAGCCAGUCGGCCACCUAGCCUAAGUUAUACGAACUCACGAACGAACUCGGAAAUAUCGCUAUUGGGAGAGACGAUUAUUGAGGGCCAGACAAGACAACCGACACGACCUUCAUACAUAUCGCAGUGGACAGCUCUUGGGUCGAGUGUAGGCGAGUUGAAGCAAGUGAAAUCUCCAUCAACGUCAGAGCAUGGGAUAUAUGGCGUGCCAGUCGUCGAACCAGAGCGCGACAAGGUACCAACAAAAACAGUAUCCCCAGCAUCAGUAACGAAUAAACCACCGUUGCCACCAUCGCGGACUGACACAGCACCAAAUGCUGCAACACGACAGCAGAAUUUCCAGGCGCAAAGAGAUGUCACAUCAGACACUCCACCGUGCACAUGCGGCUGCCACACCUCACCGUUACCAUUGCCACCACAACAAACCAGACCUACCUACGUUACGAUCGCAACACAAACAUCACCUCUACCCUCGCCUCUUUGCCCAGAAAUCUCGAAUACCUCCUACUGGCCCUCACAAGCGAACUUCACUGCUAUACCUCAAGAUGCAGCUUACUAUGUUGACGAAGACUACGAUACACCGCCAGUUGUCAUGGGACGAAUGUCGACCUACUUUAGUAAACCAGGGUAUCAGCUAGGAGACAGUUUGUUUAGUGGGUAUCAGCCGAUUAAUUGGGCAAGUGGAUAUGAAGAGGUGGAUGACUUUGGUGGGGAAGGUAUGAGAUAA
Messenger RNA from Alternaria burnsii, 1200 nucleotides. RefSeq lists its product as uncharacterized. The record is from RefSeq and is a predicted model, not a curated record. The transcript has 2 exons. The coding region runs from base 1 to 1200 and encodes 399 amino acids. Lineage: Eukaryota; Fungi; Ascomycota; Dothideomycetes; Pleosporales; Pleosporaceae.